Lingula anatina is the source of this 2661-nucleotide messenger RNA. RefSeq lists its product as uncharacterized. Gene Ontology annotation, molecular function: serine-type endopeptidase activity. The record is from RefSeq and is a predicted model, not a curated record. Gene Ontology annotation, biological process: proteolysis. NCBI's taxonomy places the organism in Eukaryota, Metazoa, Brachiopoda, Lingulata, Lingulida, Lingulidae.
CAAAAGACUGUAGGAAAGACUAAAGACUUGUUACAAACAAUUUUGGGAACGUCUUUUUGAAAUUGUUAGCAUGGAUGUGCCGAUUAAAAUCCGUGUCAUUUUUGCGUGGAUUGUUUUCAUAAAUCUAAUCUCUUUAGGUUCUUCGCAGUUUUGCUCUUCGAUUCGUACUACUACAAGUCGUUGUUAUCCAUUCAGCUCUUGUAGCACAGGGGUUCUGUCUGUACCAGGUAUUAGCGUAAGGCGGUAUGAAUGCGUUGGUGGAGGACGACCACCAACGAUUGCCUUCGUUCGAUGUACUGUCCAGUGCUCAGGACCAAGAGUGAAUGGAGGAUGGACCGCCUGGUCAACUUGGUCAAGGUGUUCACGGACUUGUGGAGGCGGAAACAGAGUCCGCAGACGAUCUUGUACAAGCCCUCCCCCGCAGAAUGGCGGUUUAGAUUGUCCUGGAAGUCCUACACAAAGUCAAUCUUGUAACACCAAUCCAUGUAGGGUUAUAGGAAAUUGGGAAGGUUGGUCCGUUUGUUCUACAACCUGUGGCAGAGGAAUGGAGACACGACGCAGACGUUGUACUGGAAACUGUUCAGGAGUGUCGCUGGCACAGACAAGGGACUGUAACAUUAGAGAAUGUUCAGUGAAUGGAGGAUGGACGGCCUGGUCAACUUGGUCAAGGUGUUCACGGACUUGUGGAGGCGGAAACAGAGUCCGCAGACGAUCUUGUACAAGCCCUCCCCCGAAGAAUGGCGGUUUAGAUUGUCCUGGAAGUCCUACACAAAGUCAAUCUUGUAACACCAAUCCAUGUAGGGUUAUAGGAAAUUGGGAAGGUUGGUCCGUUUGUUCUACAACCUGUGGCAGAGGAAUGCAGACACGACGCAGACGUUGCACUGGAAACUGUCCAGGAGUGUCGCUGGCACAGACAAGGGACUGUAACAUAAGAGAAUGUCCAGUGAACGGCGGAUGGACUCCUUGGUCGCCGUGGUCGGCGUGUUCAGCUGCAGGAAGAAGAUAUCGCAGACGGUCUUGCACUAACCCUCCACCUAGGUAUGGAGGGGCCUCUUGCCCGGGAUCGCCGCUGGAAUUUGGCUCUUGCAGUCAGACUGUAGCUGUCAAUGGUGGAUGGGCACCUUGGGGAUCUUGGUCUACUUGUUCUCAGCAGUGCAAUGGACAAAGAACACGGGAGAGAACCUGUUCCAGACCUGCUCCACAACAUGGCGGCAGACCCUGCCCUGGGGGAAACUCCGAGACAAGUACCUGCAAUGUGGGGGCAUGUCCGAGUUGCGGUGUAGGUCAGGUCUCCCCGAGUGUCCUACAGCAGCAAAGGAUAGUCGGAGGCACGACGGCCGAACCCAACAGCUGGCCGUGGCAGGUACUUCUAGUGACCAGUUCAAACCAGGCGCCAUGCGGAGGGACACUGGUCAGCAACCAGUGGGUGGUCACGGCUGGGCACUGUGUGGCCAGCCGACUAGACCCUGGCUCCUGGAGAGUGCGUGUGGGCGAGCACGACCUUACAACCUUCAGCAGCAUUCAGAGAGAUAUCCCGGUAUCCAGAGUGGUUCCUCACCCAGGUUUUGAUGAAUCUACUUUAAUCAACGAUAUCGCCUUGGUACGACUCAGUCAGCCGGUGACUCACAGUGAUAAGAUAACACCGGUCUGUAUUCCAACUAAGGAUGUGACAGCAGGGACGAAAUGUGUGGCGACUGGAUGGGGAGUGACUUCAGAAUCAGGAAGUCGCCCAGAUUUGCUCCAGCAGGUAGUGUUGAGUGUCGUCGCUCGUUCCACGUGCAGGUUGCGCUCUUAUAUAGGCAGUUUUAUAAAAGACACAAUGAUCUGUGCGGGUGGAGAAGACGGAAAAGACGCUUGCAAUGGCGACUCGGGCGGCCCUCUGGUGUGUCUUGAGGACGGUCGCUUUAUUCUCCAGGGUGUGACCAGUUUUGGUAUUGGCUGUGGUCGACCUAUGAAACCUGGUGUUUAUACCCGCGUGGCGCUGUAUUCAGAGUGGAUUCAACGACACAUCAAUUCAUGAACAAGACUAAAAAAUUGACAAAUUUAUGCUUACCUAUUUCUGUUUUACGAAGAUAAUGCGAUGUGGGGCAGCGAAAUCCGGAGUUUUUGCCUCUAGAAAUGUGCACCACCUAUUCUGCCUUAUAAUAUUAUAAUAUCUUUAUUAUUUUUAAUAUUUUUAAUAUUAUUUUAUUUAUUUGUUUAUCAGUGAAAUAUUUAAAGAAUUCAAAUUUCAAUAUUGCCCAAUAAAAGCCCUGGACUUCAGAGCUGGCUGCAAGAUUUCGGUAAGCGCACAUUUUCAAGUCUGGCUUCAAUAAUUGAAAGGGCUUACAAAAAUAUUGAUAGUGAUACGACUAAGACAAGAAAGCCUAAGGUUAAUUCAAGAAGAGCAUUUGUGAGCCAAACUUCUAACUAAGUAGACCCUAUUUAUUAAAAAAUGUAUCAACCAUUUAUCAAGUGUGAACAGAUAAUUUGAUGCUGAACAAGAUAAUUUGAAGGCGACAAAGCACUUGUUUCUAAUCUAAUUUUAUAUCUUAGACCUUAGCAACAGAUAAGAGGCAUUUUAAUUUUCAAUAUAUAAGAUGUAAUGUACCUCUAUAAAUGUAUUUGAUUCAAGCUCCUAUAGUAGCAAAAAAGAAUGAAUGAAUAUGAUGCUAGAUAGAC